AUGAACCACUUUUUACAUCCCUUAGUUAAUGAACUGCUUCAGUUCUGGGAUCCCAGCUGUUACUUCUCCCAUACAGCCACUUGUCCUGCAGGCUGCCUUGUACACUAUGUGCUCAUCCCACUUAUAUGUGAUGUGCCUGCCUUAAGAAAGGUAGCCAGUUUUAUGGGUCACUCUGGUCACUCCUUCUGCUCUUUCUGUUGUCUGCAAGAUUCUGACAUCACAAAUUUUGAUGAGCAUGUUAGGCUGGCAACUAUGUGGUGGGAUGCACCCACAGAGAAUCUGGACAUCAUGAAGUACACAAUUUUGGAUGCAAUGCAUAACCUCUUCUUAGGUGACCUCAAGCGUCAUUUAGUCAAUAUAUGGAGGAUGACAUCGACAGCAGGCAAGACCCCCAAAGGAAUGAUUGACAUGAACCAGACCAUGUUACCUUCCUGGAUGGCUCAAGCACCAUGUAACCUGGGCAGUCCAAAUCAGGGUUAUGUAAAGGCUGAUCAGUGGCAGACAGCUUGUGAGGUCAAUCUAGUUAUCAUGUUUGUCUGGUUGUGGGGAAGGCUGGGUUCCAAGCAGGCACACAGGGCCUAUUUGGCAAACUUUCUGGCUUUGGUUAUGGCUGUUCACUGGGCCACAAAGCAAUCUACUUCUGAACUACAUAUGAAGCUAUAUCUUCACUCUCUUGUCAGGUUAUUUCCCCUGUCUGUCCUCAAACCUAAUCACCACCUCUCCCUUCACCUGGUUGAAUGUAUGCGACUUUUUGGCCCCACACAUGGCUGGUGGGCAUUUCCAUUUGAGCCAUACAAUGGAAUUUUAGGCAGUGCUAACACAAAUGGAAAGGAGGGUGUGUAG
Messenger RNA from Pisolithus orientalis, 843 nucleotides. RefSeq lists its product as uncharacterized. The record is from RefSeq and is a predicted model, not a curated record. Lineage: Eukaryota; Fungi; Basidiomycota; Agaricomycetes; Boletales; Pisolithaceae. Bases 1 to 843 code for a protein of 280 amino acids. The transcript is spliced from 6 exons.